Messenger RNA from Amphibalanus amphitrite, 1941 nucleotides. RefSeq names its product transmembrane protein 14C-like. The coding region runs from base 1093 to 1413 and encodes 106 amino acids. The record is from RefSeq and is a predicted model, not a curated record. Lineage: Eukaryota; Metazoa; Arthropoda; Thecostraca; Balanomorpha; Balanidae. Gene Ontology annotation, cellular component: mitochondrial membrane. The transcript has 4 exons. Gene Ontology annotation, biological process: regulation of heme biosynthetic process.
AUACGUGAAGAUCAAUUAAUUUCUUUGAAAUUUACAAAGCUUCCUAGGACCUAGAUACCGUAAAUAAAAGUUGUAUAACUGUGAAUAAUAACCCAGGCUCCACUACGCCGUUUUCUGUACGAUUUUGCGACAAUGCGAGAUUUUGCGAGAAUGCGAUGGGAUGCCCUCGCCCCUCACCCUCGGGUGUCAGUUGUCAGUUUUCACUGUCGGUGAUGCCAGAAAAUGUUCAUAUGGGCCUUGUUUCACCGGUGAUAGCAGCAUGCUGCUAUUACACGUGUCAAAUUAAUGGGUUUCCAUGGAAACAUCAACUAACCAUGGUGUCAUCAAUCUGUGUGAUUAAUGUCAUCAAAUAUUGCUGCUAACAUCUUCAGGGACGUGCGAUCAACCAAUGUAUGAAACGCAUUCAACGAGACAGCAACUCUGUUCCAAAUGCAGCUAUGAAAAAUCUCACAGAUUACAUGAAACAUCAUUAGUGUGACGUCAUCACAUUACAUCAGCUCGCGCAAUUUGAUAGCCACAUUGCGGCCAUCGCAUUGUCACAUGAAAUGUCACGCAACAUUGCCCGCGCAUUACCACAAAAAUGUACAGAAUUCUGAACUUCUUUGCGAUGUGAUAUCCCAAUAUUGCAAAAUCACAUGUAAAAAUCAAAUAGUGGAGCCUGCACUUGGCAUUCAAAACAUAAUUUUUCUUUUAGGCUUGUUAACUAUCAGUAUUAGUACCUAAGCCUGGUGUCCCAUCCCAGCCCCAGGAAGAUGCCAGAUUGCUGAUUGAGACAUUGGAGAUAUAUAAUAGACCAACCUAACCUGACCUGACCUGACCUAACCUACAGCCUACAAACCUACAACCUAACCUGACCUGACCUGACCUGACCUAACCUUACCUACAACCUACAAACCUACAACCUAACCUACAAACCUAUAACAUACAAUGGUAUUUGGCAUUAUUCAGAUCAGCAGCAGCUUCAGUUAUAGUUCAAGCUUCAAAAAGUUCAAAGUUGAAAUUACAAUCUCCAUGAUUUUUGGGAGCUUGGAAUAACAUUUUGAAUGACACUCAAAUUGGCAAUUGCAAGUGACAACAUAAAAGAUAUCAGAGAUGCCUGCAGACAUUGCUGCCUACUGCUAUGCAGCUCUGGUGGCAGCCGGAGGCAUAAUAGGCUUCAGCAAAGCUGGCAGCGUGCCGUCGCUGGUGGCCGGCCUGGGUUUCGGCGCAGCGCUGGCGGUGGGCGCCCAGCAGGUCUCCGCCGACCCUGCCAACUACCAUCUCUCCCUGCUGGCCAGCUCUGUGCUGCUGGCCGUGAUGGGAGCCCGCUUCAGACGCAGCGGCAAGAUGAUGCCGGCCGGACUCGUGGCGGCCAUCAGUCUGGUGUUCGUCAUUCGGUACGGCUCGCGGGCUCUGACUGGCUCCCAGUGGUAAGUGGCCAGACAGGAGACCCUACAGACCAACAUAAUAAUAUCCAGAAGGACAUACGAAGUAUCUAGCUUCAGGCGGAGGACGCUCACAUUCCUUCAAGGAUCACUGCGGGCCAAACCGUGGUCCAAACGUUCCCGGUGGCUAGCGAAGGAUGAUAAAUGGGGCGCACAGACGGCCUUCCCCUCGGCUGUGUGCCAUGUGACGCGGAAUAUUCCCCGAUUGACGUGAAUUCGGAUCGGUAUACGGAAUACGGAUAUAGCUUCGAAUUUCGAUACCAGCUGCCGCCAUCGAAGGGUGCAUUGUCGAUACUUCAGCAAGUCUAUCAGCAUGCUAGGAUGGACUUUGUAAGCAACUGUUGUGGAUAUUCGAUUGAAGUGCGAGGGUAUUUCCACAGUUGUUAACUGGAGUGAUCUUUAUUGAUUCCUUUGUUUAUUUUUGAAAGAGCUGAUGUAUAAUGGACCAAACAUGGAAUGUGAUUCACGAGUAAAUACACGUUUAUGUAUCUUUGUAAAUGGUUGCAUCGCUAGUGAA